This is a messenger RNA of Pelobates cultripes (western spadefoot toad), 16811 nucleotides long. The record is from the annotation of a GenBank genome assembly. Lineage: Eukaryota; Metazoa; Chordata; Amphibia; Anura; Pelobatidae.
AUGCAUUGUGGUAAAAGGUAUGUGUAUUGGGUUACCUCUCAGGAUAAGGGGGAGGGAAUCUGUGGGUUGUAACUAAUAUGUUACUGGAUAUUUUAUACCUCACUGUGGGCAGUCCUGUAUUUGCAAGACUGUAAUAAAAACCAGGCUGGGUGUGCCAGCACCUCAGACCACUGCUUGACCCUCAACACAGAGCCUUGUCUCGUUCUUGGGGGGAUUCACUGUAUGCUGUUAGAGACUGAUUGCCAGGAGUGUAAGCUGAUUGUCUGCUUUUCCUGUUCGUCUGCUAGCAGCUGUUUGGGAGGUUCCAGUUUGGGAGUUGGAGUGCUAUUUUGUAUCCAGUUCGGGAGUUUGGUGUUCUGCAGUAGCUGUGCCUGUAUCUCUGGAAAGGGGGCCGAUCGUCUAGACGGUUUUUACCCCUUGUGUGCAAAACGGUCCGUUACAAUUAACGGACCGUUUUGCACAAAAGGGAAAAAAAAACGCUUAGACGAUAAUCCCCUUUCAGAGACAGGCACAGCUACUGUAGAAUCACCAAAACUCCCGAACUGAAUACAAGUGAAUGCUCCAAACUCCCGAACAGCAUACAAGGGAAUGCUCCAAACUCUCGAACUGCAUACAAGUGAAUGCUCCAAACUCCCUAACGGCAUACAAGGGAAUAAGAUAGCACUCCAAAUACACGAACAGGAACCAUACGAAUCGCUGCUACCAGACGAACAGGAAAAGCUCCCAAGCGGCUUACACUCCUGGCAAUCAGUCCUUAGCAGCAUACAGUAAAUCCCCCCAAAGAUGAGACAGAGCUCCGUGUUGAGGGUCAAGCAGUGGUCUGUUUAAUGAGGGCUACCUGCCCAGUAUUUAUGCAGGUCUCCCACCUGGUGGACACUCCCCUAGGGGACCAAAUGGGAGACUGUGACAAAAGACAGACAAGUAGACAAAUAGGACACACAGUCACAAUAUAUUCCCACAAUGCAUCCUGGCUUCCUCCCCUCUGCCCUGGGAGAUAAUUGGGAAGUAAUUAAAUUAUCUCCCAAGACAAAGGCAAAACUCCAUUACACAUGUGGGGAUACAAAACCAGUAUUAUACUUUAAAAUACAUAAAGUAACAUACAUAAAACACAGACAUGUAACAUAUCCCCAGAUAGCUCAGGUCUGAGCGCACAUUAUUAAGCGAAUGGCGCUCAGACCACACGAAUACAGUUUAAUCGCCAUGGAGCCAAAGUCUUUACAGUCAGUUUCAUACGAAUGGGCUCCAUGGGAUUCCUAUCUGGGGUAUAACACAUUCAACCAAAACUACCAAACACCGGGCCGUUCGUGCACUUCCACCGAACAAGAAGGGAGGUCGGCGGCUUCAGCGGUGUUCGCGCAAAACUGUGUCCGAUUUUAGUUCCAUGAAAAUAGGGGAGAACACCGCUGUGCAUUCGUAUGUUUAAAAUGGCCCCGACCUCGUGUUCGGGAUACGAAUGGCGGCCACCCAGCAUUCGUCAAUUAAGCUGCGGUUAACCGCAGCUUCAGGGAGGUUAAUUGCCGGCACACUCCAGCUCCCAGGUGGUCUAUUCAUUCGUGCGGUUGUUCGGUAGAUUAAAUCUACAGAACAACUGGCAGAAAAGCACGAAUACAGCUUUUCUUCAGGUGAAAUAAAGUCUUUUAAAAGGGGGCCAUAGUCCAGAGGCAGCAGGCGAGCAACCAGGCUUCUCCAAUGCAAUGUGGCGAGAUUGGUCUCGUCACAGCUUGCAGUGUUGGUAUUGGCUAGUUGGGAUAUAUGCACUUCUACCCAUACACUGUCUCAUACAUACAUACAUACACAGAUACGCACUGGCACACACACAAAUACACACACUGUAUGCUUGCUGCUGAUGUCAUAGGGCAUUUUGUUUAAUAUCUCAUAUAAUUAUUUUUAAACCUGUUGUUACAGUGUAUCCAGUGCAGACCAAAUACAAGAACCAAAACUUCUUCAACGGUAACUUAACAUCUGUAAACAAUGAUAAUGUAAACAAUGAUAUUAUAUACUGGGGCAAUCACCAGGAGUAUAGUACAAAUGAUUCCUUGUACUAUGAUUUAUUGAUGCUACAAUAUACUAUUUGUCUAAAUGUAGCUGAUUCCACCACAAAAUCAUUACUGUCAUUUAGUGGCACACACACACAGACAAAGCACACACAUUUACAUACACUUACAUAUGCACACACUGACAAAUACAUAUAAACACACUGACACAUGCCUACAUACACUGACACACACACUGACACACAUAUACACACACUGACUCAUACACGAACACACAGAUACUUAAACAAACAGAUGCACACAGACACAUACACACACAGAUGCACACAUUGACAAAUAGACACUUACGCACAAACACACACAGUUCCAAACACUGACACACACAUACACACAGAUGCACACAUUUUAUGUAAAGGUGGCUUCCUUGGGGUCCUGGUGCUGGCUGAGUCUGAAAGGAGUGUGUUUCUGGAGCUGGCACUGUCCUUGCUUCUUCCCACUUUUGCUUCCUCUCUGCUUCCUGUGUGGCUGUCUCCCUGUAUCUGGGAGGGUGUGCAAACACUCACUUCCCCCCAGCUUCGGUGAUAUAAUAGGGGCCCAGUCGCACUGUUAAAGGUCCUCUGCACCCAACGGGGCCCCAUUCAGUAAGACUAUCAAGAGGCCCAUGCACCUAGGACCACCCAAUGGACCACCUCUGCAUACCAGCCUCGGUGAAGCCGCACCAGCGGCAUUUCUACCACUGAACUUGUGUGUAAAUUAGUCUAUGUUUAUGGAUGGAUGUUAGUUUGUGUUUAUACAUGUGAGUGUUAUUAAGUUUGUUUGUGUGCUCAUGCUUUUCCAUUUUUGUAUGUAUUUGUUUAUGUAUGUGUGCUAUGGUGUGCGUCUACGAAUUUCUGCUAGUCUGUGUCUGAAUGCAUUUUAGUUUUUGUCUCUGUAUGUUAGAGUGUGUAUGUGUGUUAGGAUGCAUCUAUGUGCUAGGGUGUGUCUGUAUACUAGUGUGCCUCUGAGUUCUAGGGUGUAUCUAAGCCAUGCCUCCCAACAGUCACAUAAGGGACCAUCUGCUCAGCACUCACUAUCCCCAAAUGACUAUGUAGUUCAAGGAUAGGACCUGUCCAGCCACUCUCAGAAACUUCAGACUUCUUGAUCACUGUUGUUGCAAAUAUUUAUUGCCAAACUGUGUUAAUAUAUAAUAAAGGAAUCAAAACAAAUAUUGGUCCAACACAUUUCUUCUUGUUUAGGAGUUCCGUAGGUACCAAAACAAAUCACAUACAAAAUAAAAAGCCGAACUACUCGUCAUAAACUCAUCCGAUCGAGUUUCUCUUUAAAUAGUCCAAAACCUCAGCUCCCAUUGAUGUUUCAGUGAGUGUGUGCUCCUACUCUAUGAUGUCCAUCCUAUCCUUUGCCUGUACUUCUUGUUGAGAUCAGCACCCUCCUCCAGUCUGAUCCCAAUCGUUUCAUCUUUGUGAAAAUUGAUCACAUGUGCGUUCCACUGGUACUAAGUGCAUUCAUUCCAUCUUCGUACAUGAUGUCACAAUCUUUCAAAACACAAUGUAAUCAACUGUAUAUGUAUCUUUGACUUCUGAUUUUAAAUGACAUCACUUUAUAUAUAGAAAACACGAUACUGUGUAAACAAACAAAAAGGUAUAUUUUCUUAGAUUCAUCCUAUUACGUUAUAUCUGUUUACUACCCAUUACGGUAUAGAGAUCACCUAAUAUUAUAUUGGUUUAUUUUCAUACCAUCUCAAUUUAAAGUGCUGUACUCUAAAUUAUUUAUGAUUACAAUUUGUUCAUUUAUAUUUUUAUAUAGAAUAUAAUUCCUUUAUUAAUUUAAACAUUUAUUAAUUUUGUAAUUCUGCUGUAUUUAUAUUGAUUAGAGUGCAAUAAUCUUCCUUUCAAAUAUUUGUAUUACAUUUUUCAAAAUUAUUUACAUACAAUAUAAUAAGAAAGGAAACAGCAAAUACAGGGUGCGCUAAGUAGAACAAUGAGAAAUAAUAUACACAGAAAAAAUGAAGUACAAAACGUCUCUGAAAAUGCAAUGUGGACCUUGGAUAGGUAUUCUUUGGUUCUUGCUUUGGGUCCUCAGUGGUAAAUAUGAAAUACAAAAGCAGAAACAGGAAGGGACCAAUAGUGCAAAACUCACAAUACAAAGAGCUAUGCCCAGCUCUAGGUAAAACAGCAUGCAGUGGUAUUUGAAACUCCCCACAUGUAGGAUAUAGCUGGACAAUAGGAGGUGUUUCUUCAAUACUUCUUGCAGCGUCUCAGAUACACGUCAGCAUAUAAAAUACAUAAAAAUAAGAGGAAAACCCAAUGGUGCAAUAACGUAUGUCAACUAUAACUACAAACAAACACUGAGGUCCUAAGAGUGCCAGCUUACAAUUGAGAGAGCUAUCCCCAGCUCUGAGUAAAACAGCAUAUAGUGGUAUUUAAACUCCCCACAUGUAGGAUAUCCUUCUAGCGAUAUUUGCAGUGCAGGUCUUAUGAAAAAUAAAAUCACAAAAGAGGGCCCAUAGUGUUCUCAGUAGAUAAAAUAGAAGUAAAAGAUAAAAUGAAACGUCCUUACAGUGGAUAGAGCAGACACACUGCUCUAUGAACCAGACGUGAGUGGAAUAAUCCCCACCUAGGAUUUCUUUUGUAGUACUGGAUCUUAAGAAUAAUAAAAAAUCAGCCAGGAGAUAAAACAGCAACAAAUAAAAGUAAGAUGACUAACCACGGACAGAUAGGUAGUCUAAAAAUACUUUUAUUUUAACAAAAGCAUAAAAAACCCAACGCGUUUCGCCAAAAAUAGGCUUUUUCAAGUGUAUCUUUUGUGAUUUUAUUUUUCAUAAGACCUGCACUGCAAAUAUCGCUAGAAGGAUAUCCUACAUGUGGGGAGUUUAAAUACCACUGUAUGCUGUUUUACUCUGAGCUGGUGAUUACAUGCAUUUAGUAAUGCAUUGGUGUCACAUCUAAAGCCAGCUUGCAAAAGCUGCAUAUCUCCUGUCCAGACUAUCUUUGACUGUCCAAUCAAAGACUUCCCAAUGCAACUCAAUGAGAAGUCUUUGCAAGGCUGGUGCUCUGAGCAAUUGCUGUCUCCUUUUUUUUUUUUACUAUCUCUUUAUUAUAAUUUUCUUUUGUGUACAAUUGCCGCCUCUUAAGUUUAGCUUCACUGAGCAGAACAACCAGGAAGUAACAGUAUCUGUUAUCUGAUUGACCGCCAGAUAGCCAGGGGUUUUUAACAAGGUAUAUAUGUAAAUAAGUCUGUGUGUGUGUGUGUCAAUUUGUGUGUGGGGGGUCAGUCUGUAUGUGAAUAGAUGUGGGUGGUCAGUCUGUGUGCGUGUAUGGGUCAGUCUGUGUGUGGGGGGUCAGUCUGUGUGUGUAUGGGUGUAGGGUGGUCAGUCUGUGUGUGGGGGGGAUCAGUCUGUGUGUGUAUGGGUGUGUAUGGGUCAGUCUGUGUGUAUGGGGGGUCAGUCUCUGUUUGUGGGGUAUCAGUCUGUGUGUGGGAGUCGGGGUUCAGUCUCUGUGUGUGUGUAGGUGUGGGGUGGUCAGUAUGUGUGUGUGUUUGGGUCAGUUUGUGUGUAUGGGUCAGUCUGUGUGUUUAUGGGUCAGUCUGUGUGUAUGGGUGUGUAUGGGGUAAGUCUUUGUUUGUGGGGAUCAGCCUGUGUUUAGGGGUGGGGGAUUCAGUCUGUGUGUGGGGGUGAAGGGUUUGUGUGUUUGGGUAAGUCUGUAAGUGUAUGGGUCAGUAUGUGUGGGGGGUCAGUCUGUGUGUGUAUGGGUGUGGGUGGUCAGUCUGCCUGUGUGUAUGGGUCAGUCUGUAUGUGGGGGUCAGUAUGUGUGUGUAUGGGUGUGUAUGGGUCAGUCUGUGUGUGUAUGGGUCAGUCUGUGUGUAUGGAUAUGUGUGGGGGGUCAGUCUCUGUUUGUGGGGAUCAGUCUGUGUUUCAGGGUGGGGAAUUCAGUCUGUGUGUGGGGGUGAAGGGUUCAGUCUGUGUGUGUGUAUGGGUCAUUCUGUGUGGGAUGGGUCAGUCUGUGUGUGUUGGGGGAUCAGUCUGUGUGUGGCGGUAGGGGGUCAGUCUGUUUGUGCAUGGGUCAGUCUGUGUGUGUGCAUGGGUCAGUCUGUGUGGGGUGGGUCAGCCAUUAUGUGUAUGGGUCAGUCUGUGUGUGUGGGGGGGUCAGUUCGUGUUUGUGGAGGUCAGUCUGUGUGUGCAUGGAUCAGUCUGUGGGUGUGCAUGGGUCAGUCUGUGUGAGGUGGUCAGUCUGUGUGUGGGGGCGGGUCAAUUUGUGUGUGUGUGGGGUCAGUCUGUGUAUGUAUGGGUCAGUCUGUGUGGAGGAGCAGUCUGUGUGUGCGUAUGGGUCAGUCUGUGUGUGGGGUGGCAGUCUGUGUGUGUGUGUCAAUGGGUCUGUCUGUGUAUGUGUAUGGGUCAGUCUGUGGGUUUGUAUGGGUCAGUCUCUGUAAGUGCUUGAGCUCCAAGAGAGAUACCUCUCAUUUCGUGACCUCCCUUGUACCCGAAUACAGGAUAGGCAGCCUUCUCAACCACGAUGGAUCUGAUUGUGCCACCACCUCCCUACAAGGUAAAAUGAGGGAAAGGGGAGUAUUAUUAUUAUUAUUUUUUUUUAAACAAUUAUUAAAGUAAGAAUUGUAAAGCUCUUCCCUAUCCCACUCUCUACACCCCCUAAACACAGUAAACCCUCACAGAAAGUACACCUUUGCAUACACACACAGUGCACCCCACACACACAUCAUCUCUUCAUCCACAUACACACUUCUUCCCCACAUACCUUCACCCCCCACACACACACACAUACAUGCCCUUUGAGCACACACAAUUUUUCUCACACACUCACAAAUUCUAUAUUUAUUUUAAUUUAAAUUCAUCCAGCCUGCCUACCAUUGGGAGAGCUGAGUGGAUCUUUCCCUGGCAUCCAUUGUGUCUCCUCUCAGUCUUCCUGCAGUUUCUCUCUGCUCCUCUGCGCGCUCUCUGUAGUGAUGCCGAGGACGGAGUGACGUCAUGUCACUAAAUAGCGCGCCUGGGAGCAGAGAGGAACUGCAGGAAGGUUACUGCUCCCUCACGCUCCUCCUCCAUGCUCCCAGCGGCGGCCAGCCUUAAUGUUUCCUGCGUGGCUUAAAAAUCAGCUGACAAAUGCCAGGCGCCAGGUUGAAGUGUCUAGUCGCCAUGGCAACCUGGCGCCUGGAAUUUGUAAAUACACACAUAUAUAUAUAUAUAUACACACACACACACGUUUUAUACCUGCCCCCCUACUUUUGUCCUUGGCCCCUUAUGUGCCCCCCAAGUAUGAAUCCUGGAGACGCCACUGCUCAGUAAGCUGAGGUGCUUUAGGGGUCUGGAUUGUUCCUUUCUGUCUAAUUCGAAUAUUUUGACCAUAAAUUUUAAUUUUACAUGGAAUUCAUUUUGAAUUUUCAAUGUAUUACAUAACCCUGUAAGUGUCCUUUUAAUUCAAACAAGCAUACAUAUCACUGAAAUCAUGAUUCUUCUAUUCAUUGGUAAAAUUCGGUAUAAAAAUAAAACAUCUGCAAAAUAUCACCAAUAUAUGUAAGUUGUGGUAAUAGCAGCUUUAAAUCUUAAUUAAAAUACAAUCUGUUUUUUUUGUGCUUUCAGGAUGCUAUAUGAGAAGCCGCAAGCUCUUACCCCACCGUGAGUUUUAUGUAUUCAAACUUUUUUUUUCCUGUAUAUUUUCACUAAACAGUGGUGACGGUUAGGAGCACAGGAACUUUAUUGCCUAAACCAUCAAUUGUGCAUAGUUAGUAAGGGUAUUGCAAAUUUUAGCAACCAGUUCUGAAUUUUUAAAACAUAUCUUUACCUCCGACUUUCCAAGGUAAUUUAUUUUGGCUUAAAAUGUGCAAUUCUCUUGUUUACAAAACUGGGAACCGCUAAUAAGAAAGUUGUUAAAAGGACAUGCAUUACUUUAUAUUUUUUAAACCAGCAAACACUUUUCAAACAAACCAAAAUAAAACAAGAAAUAAUGUAAGAAAUGUUUAAAAAAUUACUGCAAACUUGGUCAGAUUGCAUUGUUGGGCACGCCUCUCAGCUAAUGGGAGGUUUUUUCAGGCUGUGUGCAUAUGUGACACCAGAUAUCAUAACAAAUAAAUAAAACACAUCUUCCAGCCCUUUGGCAAAGGUGCUCAAAAACUGAGGAACUUUUAAUGCAGUAAAAGCUUUGUGCCUAUUCUGACUUGAAGAACAUUCAGCAUACUGUUAUUUAUAUGAUAUGAAUGUGAAUAUAAUGGAAAGACAUAUGAAAUGUAUUUAUGCUAAAUAGAACAUGUUUUACAAGCUGUGUAAGUUUCUUGCUGUGUACAGGUCUAUUUAGUAAACAAUACAGUAAAUACUGAAAGGGAAAUUCUGUCAAUUCUAAAUUUCAUUGCAAAAGAAUGCCUUCAAAAUGUAAAAACGUUUUUUUUUUUUAUACGUAUUUGCAUAUUUCACAUGGUAUUCUGGGAUACUUAACUUUAAAAAAAUUCUAAUAAAAUGUUUUAUUUAUUUAUUCAUUUAUUUAUUAUUACCAGAAAUAUCAUUAAAAACUUGAAUCAAUAAAUCAGUGAUUUCUUGCAGAGGGUAAAAAUGUCUAACUCUGCGUGUAUUUUCAAUAUUAUAGAAGAACAGAUGUGGUGAUGAUGACACCGUGGCUUGCCCCUAUUGUGUGGAAUGGUACCUAUAACAUUGAUAUAUUGAAUGCCCAGUUCCAAUUAAGAGGAGUUCGCAUUGGCCUUGCGAUGUUUGCCAUUAAAAAGUAAGUAAUAACGAUUUCAUAUACGUUAUCAUAAAAAUUAGUGUGUUGGGGGGAGGGGGUAUAAAUAAGAGGAAACUUGCCUUUGGUAUUAACUGGUUGAAUUACAAGAGCCUGAUGCUGUUUGGGUUGUCACAGCAAAUUUACUACAAAACGAAAAUUACUAUCUUGAAUACCUUUACCACUAUGCCUAAAAAAAAUAUUCUAAUUGGAGUGAAAUGUCUCCUAGAAUUAGGGUUGCCACCUUUUUGGGAAAAAAAUACCAGUCAUUCUAAUUUGCAUAAUUAAUUAUAUAUGCGUAACAUCACAGGGCACGACGUACAUACAAGAAUGAGAACAUUUGGAAGGAUAAAAUUCCCUAAAUCAAUAAUAAACUACUUACAAUGUUUGUACUUUGUCUGACUGUGUGUAUAGCAUUGUGAAUGUGAGGCAGUGUGUAUAUGUACUGUCUGUAUGAGUGAGUGAGUGUGUGUGUUAGGCAUGUGCAUGGAAAAAUUUUCGGUUCGGUUCAGCAUUCCGAAAUUUGGGAAUUCGGCACUUCGGAACUUCGGCAACUUCAGCACUUCGACACUUCGGAAAUUCUGUAAUUUCAGAACUUCGGGACCUCGGCAAUUCGGCACUUCGGCAAUUCGGCACUUCGACACUUUGGAACUUCAGCAACUUCGACACUUCGGCACUUCAGAAUUUCGGAACUUCUUUUGCAGCCGCUUGACAGAUAACUCCCUAAUUCCCACGGUAUUAGGGAAUUAUCUACCAAAAAGCUGAAAGACCUAAAUUUGUCUUUCAGCCAAAUUUACUAAUACUAAGUAAAAAUUACUUAGUAUUUGUAAAUUGUGCCCCUACUCGCUAUACCACGAGUAGGGGCAUGUCUAUUAAACAGUGAGCAGCCAGUGGCUGCUCACUGUUAAAAAAUUUUUUUCUAAAAAUGGGUCCCCCCUCCGGAGCCCCCACCCGCAAUGUGCGAGUGGGGGUUUUUAAACUAAAGGGGGGCCUAUUGCCCCCUCUGGCCCCCACCCAUGAGUGGCGGGUGGGGGCCCUAAAGUAAAAUAAUGGGGUGGAACCUAUUGCCCCCCCGGUCCCCACCCCUGAGCGGUGGGUGGGGGGGCCCUAAAUUAGAAUGAGGGGGGACCUAAUGUCCUCCCCCCUGGCCCCCACCCCUGAGCAGUGGGUGGGGACCCUAAAUUAGAAUGAGGGGGGACACCUAAUGUCCUCCCACCUGGCCCCACCCCUGAGCGGUGGGUGGGGACCCUAAAUUAGAAUGAGGGGGGACACCUAAUGUCCUCCCCCCUGGCCCACACUCCUGAGCGGUGGGUGGGGGCUUUAAAUACUAAUUAGGGGGGACCUAAUGUCCUCCUUCCUGGCCCCCACCCCUGAUCGGUGGGUGGGGGCCCUAAAUUAAAAUGAUGUGGCGGACCUAAUGUCCUCCCCCCUGCCCCCCACCCCUGAGUGGUGGGUGGGGGCCCUAAAAUACUAAUUAGGGGGUACCUAAUGUCCUCCCCACUGGCCCCCACCCCUGAGCGGUGGGUGGGGGCCCUAAAAUACUAAUUGGGGGGGACUUAAUGUCCUCCACCCUGGCCUCCACCCCUGACAUUAGGUGCCCCACCCAAUUAGUAUUUAGGGCCCCACCCACCACUCAGGGGUGGGGACCGGGGGGGGACAUUAGGUCCCCCCUUAAUUAGUAUUUAGGGCCCCCACCCACCACUCAGGCUGCUCACUGUUUAAUAGACAUGCCCCUACUCGCGGUAUAGCGCUUAGGGGCAUAAUUUACUAAUACUAAGUAAUGUUUACUUAGUAUUAGUACAUUUGGCUGAAAGACCAAUUUAGGUCUUUCAGCCUUUUAGUAGAUAGCUCCCUAAUACCGUGGGAAUUAGGGAGUUAUCUACUUAUUCAUUUCUGCCAUUACAUUGACUGGAUAAGUAACUUACAUUUUAUAUGAAUGUGUGUUACUUGAUUGUUGUAAGUGUUGCAAAUGCUUACAGCUGAAUCCUGGCUAUGAAUACCAAUCAAAGGUUGCCUCUUUUUACAGAGGAGUGUGUAUAACAAAAGUGCUCAAAAGAGUCAAAAAGUGAUUUACAGGCAGCUCAAUACACUAGUGUGGAAAUAUCCUCUAUUCCACUGAAUAAAUUUAGUAGAUAUUGGUGCGGUUUAAGUGACAAGGACCUACACCUAUAAGUGGAGAGCUCAAACACAGAUAAAUCUUACCAAAACGUAGUCUCAUUCAAUGGUAAAAUAUGGGGUACAUGUCAAAAUAAAAUACAGAAAAUACAAUAUAGUGUAGAUGGUACUAAAAAAUGGCUUCACAGUGAUUAUAAUAAUAUCGUGUUGAAUAUUACACUCACAUUUCAAGGAGCCUGUAUAUAGAAAACACUGGCUCCGUAUAAAGGCUUGUGUGCUGUUAUGGUAGCACCACCCUCCUAUUUCGGCUUGAAGAAUUUCUCGAGAACACGAAAAAAGAGAAGAAAGCAAACCAAUGUGUAGACUUAUGGUGAUAAAUGACACAGAUAUGUGUUCAAUAAAUGGGGUGCUCACCUGGUCCUGAGCCUACGAAUCCCGGCUCUAGGUAUGUGGAUUUUGUGCCAAUUUGAAUGGGGAUGGCACUACCCCUGUGAGGAUUCCUUGGAGGCUCCAAAAAGAACUUGGAUGAGGUAUUAAAUGAAAAUGGUGAAUUUAUUAGUUUAAAAUAAACAUAAAAACAAAGAUGAUAAAAGUCCUCAAAUAAAAGUCCUUUAAAAAUGUCCAAUACGCGUUUCACUCUCAAAUAGAGCUUCUUAGAGCUUCACUCUCAGGUUGCUUCCACACUGUCAUUCUCUGAAGUUCUGCCUGUGCAUAACACUCAGAACGACAGGCAGAUGCGUAUUAGGGACUUUAAUUUGUGGCUUGGUGAAUGGUGUCGGGAGCAAGUAUUUGGCUUUAUUUCUCAUGGUAGCUCUGUUUGGAAUGGAGAUAAGCUGUACAAAAAAGAUGGUUUGCAUCUUUCUCAAAAGUGAACAAAUGUUCUCAGUGAGCAGUUCAGAGGUUUUGCGAGGAUGUAUUUAAACUAGGAGGGGGGGGGCAAAAGGGUGAUAAAACAUCAAUCCAAUUGCCCCCCAAAACAAGGACAGAAGGUGCCUUUAGCAUGUGUGUUAAAAAAUGAUAAGCUUAGAGUCAUGUCUACAAAUGCUCGUAGUUUAGGGAAUAAGAUCCAUGAACUUGUGGCAAUAAUGGCAACUGGUAGUGUAGAUUUAGUCGCUGUUACUGAGACAUGGUACAAUGAGAAAAAUGACUGGGACAUAGCAAUACCAGGGUACUCUUUAUAUAGGAAAGAUAGGGAAGGCAAGAAAGGGGGAGGGGUGGCCUUGUAUGUGAAGGAUAGCAUAAAAUCUAGCCUAAUAAAAGUUAGUGAGGCAAACAUAGAGUCCGUUUGGGCUACGUUAGAAUUUGGUAAUCACACAGUAACUCGUGUAGGUGUGAUUUAUAGGCCCCAGGACAAAUUGAAGAGUUAGAUAAUCUACUAGUUGAGGAAAUAGCUAAAAUGACAAUGAAGGGGGAAGUUAUCAUCAUGGGUGACUUUAAUCUUCCUGAUGUAAAUUGGAAAACAAAAUUAGCUACUUGUGCCAGGAGCACACAUAUUCUAAACUUCCUACUGGGAUUGUCUCUAAAACAAGUUGUUGAGGAGCCAACUCGUAAAGAGGCCAUACUAGAUUUAGUGUUAACAAAUGGAGAUUUGGUAUCAGAUGUUACUGUAGGUGAAAGUUUAGGAUCCAGUGAUCAUCAGUCAGUGUGGUUUAAUAUAAGAACAGUGACUGAGUCACACCACACAAAAACAAAAGUUUUAGACUUUAGAAAAACAGACUUUUCUAAAAUUAGAAUAUGGGUAGAGGAGUCAUUAUCAGACUGGAGCAAUUUAAAUGGAGUCCAAGAGAAAUGGGAUUAUUUAAAAGUUGCACUAUUGAAGGCAACAGAAAAAUGCAUUAGGCUUGUCAGUAAAAGCAAAAAUUCAAGAAACCACUGUGGUACUCCGCAGAUGUAGCCAAAAUAGUUAAAAACAAAAAGUUAGCAUUUAGGAAUUAUAAAAAAACCCAGAGUGAGGGAGACAAAAUGAUCUAUAAGAUUAGGCAGAAAGAGGCUAAGCAAGUUAUAAGAGCUUCCAAAUCACACACAGAAAGAAAAUAGCACAGUCAGUAAAAAAGGGGAUAAAACAUUUUUUAGAUACAUAAAUGAGAAAAGAAAAGUAAAACAAGGAUUAGUUAGAUUAAAAACAAAAGAAGGAAGGUAUGUAGAAGAGGAUAAAGGUCAGGCUGACUGCCUCAAUGAAUAUUUUUGUUCUGUAUUUACAGAAGAAAAUGAAGGAAAGGGACCUCAGUUGAGAAAAAGGAUAAAUGAGUCAUUUAUUACACGUGAGUUUACAGAGGAAGAGGUUCUAUUUCAACUGUCAAAAGUAAAGACAAAUAAGUCAAUGGGACCUGAUGGAAUACACCCAAAGCUAUUAAAAGAGCUUAGUGGUGUACUAGCAAAACCAUUAACAGAUUUAUUUAACCAAUCAUUGUUAACAGGAGUAGUCCCAGAAGAUUGGAAGUUAGCGAAUGUUGUGCCCAUUUACAAGAAAGGUAAUAGGGAGGAGUCGGGCAACUAUAGGCCAGUAAGCCUUACUUCAGUAGUGGGGAAAGUGAUGGAAACCAUGUUAAAGGAUAGGAUUGAUGAACAUCUAAAAACACAUGGAUUUCAAGAUCAGAGACAACAUGGGUUUACUUCAGGGAGAUCAUGCCAAACUAAUCUUAUUGAUUUUUUUGAUUGGGUAACUAAAAUUAUAGAUCAGGGUGGUGCAGUAGACAUUGCUUACCUAGAUUUCAGUAAGGCUUUUGACAUUGUUGCACAUAGAAGGCUUAUCAAUAAACUGCAAUCUUUAAGUUUGGAUUCAAAUAUUGUUGAAUGGGUAAGGCAGUGGCUGAGUGACAGGCAACAGAGGGUUGUAGUUAAUGGAAUAUAUUCGAAGCUUGGACUUGUCACCAGUGGGGUACCUCAGGGAUCUGUACUUGGACCCAUUCUCUUUAAUAUUUUUAUUAGUGAUAUUGCAGAAGGUCUUGAUGGUAAGGUAUGUCUUUUUGCUGAUGAUACUAAGAUAUGUAACAGGGUUGAUGUUCCAGGAGGGAUAAGCCAAAUGACAAAUGAUUUAGGUAAACUAGAAAAAUGGUCAGAAUUGUGGCAACUGACAUUUAAUGUGGAUAAGUGCAAGAUAAUGCAUCUUGGACGUAAAAACCCAAGGGCAGAGUACAGAAUAUUUGAUAGAGUCCUAACCUCAACAUAUGAGGAAAGGGAUUUAGGGGUGAUUAUUUCUGAUGACUUAAAGGUAGGCAGACAAUGUAAUAGAGCAGCAGGAAAUGCUAGCAGAAUGCUUGGUUGUAUAGGGAGAGGUAUUAGCAGUAGAAAGAGGGAAGUGCUCAUGCCAUUAUACAGAACACUGGUGAGACCUCACUUGGAGUAUUGUACACAGUACUGGAGACCGUAUCUUCAGAAGGAUAUUGAUACCUUAGAGAGGGUUCAGAGAAGGGCUACUAAACUGGUUCAUGGAUUGUGGGAUAAAACUUACCAGGAAAGGUUAAAGGAUCUUAACAUGUAUAGCUUGGAGGAAAGACGAGACAGGGGGGAUAUGAUAGAAACAUUUAAAUAUAUAAAGGGAAUCAACACAGUAAAGGAGGAGACUAUAUUUAAAAGAAGAAAAACUACCACAACAAGAGGACAUAGUCUUAAAUUAGAGGGACAAAGGUUUAAAAAUAAUAUCAGGAAGUAUUACUUUACUGAGAGGGUAGUGGAUGCAUGGAAUAGCCUUCCAGCUGAAGUGGUAGAGGUUAACACAGUAAAGGAGUUUAAGCAUGCGUGGGAUAGGCAUAAGGCUAUCCUAACUAUAAGAUAAGACUAGGGACUAAUGAAAGUAUUUAGAAAAUUGGGCAGACUAGAUGGGCCGAAUGGUUCUUAUCUGCCGUCACAUUCUAUGUUUCUAUGUCUACAAUGCCUGUGUAUGUCAUUGUGUGUAUAAAUUAUAUAACAAUGUGUGUACAUAGCAUCUAUAGCAGAUUGAUAUUCUGGUUCUAUUCUUUCACCAUUCUCCCAUUUUACUGCUGGAAACAUACACAUGCUACUAAAUACAAACACACACAUAGACUGCUGUAUACACACACAGGCUGCUGUAUACCCACACACAGACUACUGUAUACCCACACACAGACUGCUAAAUACACACACACACGCAGACUGCUAAAUACAAACACAGAGGUGCAGACUACUAAAUACACACUCAAACUGCUGAUCACACACACAGACUGAUGAAAACAUACAUAUAGACUGUUGAAUGCAUACACAGAGUACUGAAUAUACACACACACUGAUUGCUGAAUACACUCACACACAAACUGCUGCAUAUACACACCCACACAAGUACCUGCUCUCAAGACUCAGCCCCUGCUGCCAUGCUUCCACCUCUUGGACCUGCAGCUCCGGCUCCUCCCACGCGGACUCUAUUAGUGGAGAGGGCAGGGACAAGCUGCAAGAUCCCCAUCUCAGCCCUCUUCACAUAGCUCUAGCACCAACGAGUUUUCGGAGUACGGCCUGAGAGCACUGCACCCUGGUUGCCGGUGCCGAUAUUGCAGCACAUUCUCCUCAUAGAAAAAUACCGGCAAUUGUAUUGUCGGUAUCUUUGCAAUACCGGCACCGACCACAGAGCACCAAAUACCGGCUGUGCCGCUUAAAUACCGGCCAGGUGGCAACCCUUCCUAGAAUGCACAAUGUGAUUAGAAUUCCACUAAAUGCACUAUUUUAGUUUCCUAUGUAUAAUACAAAAAAUAAAAAAAUAAAGUUUUUUUUGGUAUCCAGUGCUGAGUAAGACAAGGCAUAAGGUUUUCUACAUAAUUAUACUAGGACGGCAGUGACUUCCUUUACAACAUGGGCAGGCUUUACAUAAUACACUGGAUAGGGUCCUUUUCUCUUGAAGAUGGGAUAGAGAGUAAUAUAAUUAUAGUGGUAGGGAUCCCAAAGACCCUAAUUGCUCCAUAUUAUCUGUGUGUACCUGCAGCAGCAAUUUCUCCAAAAAUAAAUGUACAUUAUUUUUUUUAAAAAUCAAAGUUUAAUUAAAUGUAAUAUAUUUUAAAAAAAUCAUAAAGUUUCAUUGAAUGUAAUACACUUUUAAAAACCAGAAGUAAAAAUUUGCUGACAGUUGUCCUUUAUAUGAUUGACACUUUACACAAAUCUACAAGAUCAAUUAGAAGAUUUUGCUGUAUUACAACUGAUGUUGUAUAUCUUUAUAGCAGAAUCACAGUUACCUUAUUCAUGUAGAAUCUCUUUUUAUUUAUAAGGUAUUUAUACAUCUAUGUUUUUUUUGUUUUUUUUCAGGUAUGUAGUGUUCCUUCAACAAUUCAUAGAAACGGCUGAAAAAUUCUUCAUGGUAGGACAUAAAGUCAACUAUUACAUACUCACUGAUCGUGUCGAGGAGGUACACCAGUACAAUUUUAAACUUGGUGAAGGUAGACAGUUAUUUACCCUACAAUCUCCCACGUACAAAAGGUGGCAGGAUAUCUGCUUCAGACGCAUGGAGAUGAUUCGCAAUUAUACUCGUGACAGGUUCAUCAAUGAGGUUGACUACCUGGCUGUGGCUGAUAUUGACAUGCAGUUCAGUGACGAUGUUGGCGUAGAGAGCUUAAGUGAAUUGUUUGGGACCAUACAUCCUGGCUUUUAUAACCUAUCUCGACAAAGUUUUACUUAUGAACGCCGGGCAGAGUCUAGGGCCUACAUUCCACCUGAUGAGGGGGACUUUUAUUACGCAGCAGGUUACUUUGGGGGCACAACAGAGGAAAUAUACAAAUUGACCAACUACUGCCAUAAUGGCAUAAUGGCAGACAGAAAGAAAAAUAUUGAAGCUCUAUGGCAUGAAGAGAGCCAUUUAAACAAAUACUUUAUUUAUUACAAACCGACAAAGCUCCUUUCACCUGAAUAUUUAUGGGACAACCGUAUGGGUAUCCCAGGAUUCCUUAAAAGACGAAGAUUUGUUGCGGUUCCAAAAAACCAUAAUGAAAUCAGGAACAAAAGGUCAAUCAAAGAAAAACAAAGAGCCAGUAAAAACGCUAAGCAUUAA